UCAGAAUUAAGAAGAAGAAGAAGAAAAUUCUAUAAGCAGGAAAUUAUGAAUUUGAUAAAUAUAUGUAUAUGUAUUGCAAGUUUAUUAUAUACCUUUUUAGUUGUGGUUGAUUUAACAUGUUUUAUUUCAAAGCCAAAUAGGGUAAUAGGUUCACAGGGAAACUGGAGAAAUAUAUCAUGGGCCCUUUUUAUAGACAUGUGUUUAUUAUGUUUAUUUAUUAUACCACAUUCUUUACUUGUAUCAACCAGUACAAUAUCUCAAAAGUUAAACACCUUAUUGUUGAAGUUAAAUUUACGCCAUUUACAUCGAAUUAUUUAUGUGAUUAUUACGGCUGGAACUUUACAGAUACUAAUAAAAAACUGGAUAAUUAUACCAGAAAUGAUGUUUUGGAAUUUAAAUAUGAAUAAUAAUUGUUUUUGGUGGAUUUAUAUAAGUAUACAUUUUACAGCUUGGAUUGUUAUUUAUGUUGGAAAUAUAUGUACUGAUAUUACAGAACUUUUAGGAGUAAAACAGGUAAUUUAUAGUUUGUCUAAAAAACGUGAUCCUAAUUAUAUGAAAUCUGGAGAUCUCCUAAGAUUAUACUCUCAUAUGCGUCAUCCAAGUUUCUUGGCAUUUUGUCUUCUGUUGUGGAUAACACCGCAGAUGUGUUUGGAUCGUUUACUUUUAUCAGCAAUAUUAACUCUUUAUAUGAGUUUAACAUGGAUAACAAAUGAAAAAGACUAUGUAUACCAGAAAUACCAAUACAUCAGAAAAUACCAUGAACUGGAUCUACUGGAAAAGUAAUUUUAUCUUUUAUUUUUUAAGUAUUUAUAAAUAAACAUUGUAUUGGCGGUUCUUGAAUAUGUUUGUUAGUGCUUCUAUUUAUUAGUAGGUAAUACCAUUGUUUUUAAAUUGCAAUACAAAGAAAUAAGUGUCCCACAGUUUCAAAAAAAUUAAAUACUUAAAUAGCUUCUUGUUAUAUAUUUAAAAAGAUGUGAAAAAAAAUAUGACAAAAUAUAUUUUGCUGAGCAUUGAAGUCUAUAAAAAUAUGUAAUUGAAAAGCAAAAAAGAUGUGAAAACAUUUUAAUGCUCUAAAAUUAACUUUUUUAUUUAGAAUGUAUGAUAAAAGAAGCUGAUUUAUUUUACAAAAAUAUCAUUAAUGUGUAAAUGUUGUUUUAUUUUAUGUACAUAUAAACCUAUUGUAUAUUGUAUAAUUUUGUCCUUUAAUUGGAUGUAAAUCUGUU
Molecule: messenger RNA, 1223 nt
Organism: Brassicogethes aeneus
Lineage: Eukaryota; Metazoa; Arthropoda; Insecta; Coleoptera; Nitidulidae
Source: the annotation of a GenBank genome assembly